CACGUGACCUGUAUCGCGGUAAAUACGAACCAGGAAGAAGUUGUUGGUUUUGCUUUUAAUAGCGAAAAGCUGAGAUCAUAAAAAAUAUGGCGUCCAGAAAAUUCGUCAAAUUGGUGGGUUACAUUUUACCACCAAAGACAAACAACAUGGAAGAAGAGUCCGAAAACGACGACGAAGAAAAAGAGACAGUGCCCGAGUUCCUGGAUAUGAACGAGAUGGAUGCUGUGUCUUCAGGGGGAUUUAGCUCUCAGCAGUGUGCACCUGCGGCGGGUGAAGUGGAUUUCAUGUGUAAUGGGAAGAAAGAACGUGUUAAGGGCCGAUUUCCUCUCAUGAACCCAUGGUGGGAGAUCUCCUGUAGUGCCCAGAAGUACAAACAUAAACUGGUGGUCCAUGGUUACCCGUCCUACAAACUGCGGACAGACCUGAAACAUGAUUACCGCAGUAUGGUGUCACUCUUCCUAAAGGAGUGUGAUGUGGAUCCUUUUUUUGUUACCCGGUUGAUGGAAUGGUUGCCAGAAGACAGAUAUGUGGACCUCAUUAACAUAGAGGAAGUUCUAUGCAAAUUUGGGGAGAGAGAAGAUGGGCAAGAUGCUAAUUAUGCCAAGUCUUUUUGUCUGAAUCAGGUAUUAGUAGAAUAUGCAGGUUUUUAUGUAAGAGCUGCCACCGUCUAUCCUUCAAUCAUGAAAUAUCUGCCACAGUUGCUGCCAGGGCAGUUUUUAAAUCUGCUGAAAAAAGGAAAAGAGGAAGAGAAGGAGGAGAAACAGCACACAAAAGAAAAUGAGGAUAACUUGGAGGCUUUACCACAGAAUCAUUUUAAGGUUCCUUUAUUAGCCAGACUGGAAGACCUCAUUAAGAGUGAUAACAUGUGGAAGUUUGGCUUUGGCUAUAUCAUGUACAAAGAGUUUCGGUUAGUCAGAUGUGAGACUACACUGCAGGAUUUUAAGUCCUGUGAGCUAUUUAGCAAAAUGUCCCCAGAGUAUCAGAAUGCUCUGAAUGUGUACGACGAAAUUAAAUCCUACUGUAGUCGUUCUGGCCACACCUACAUCGAUCGGAAGGUUCUGGAACAGAGGAUGAAGAUGCAGAUGCCAGAAAACAAAGUUUGGGAUGCCUUGGCCUUUCUCCGCACUCAGGGAGUGCUGAUGGUAGAAAAGGAAAAGAUUGCCCUGAAGAACCUUUACAACUAUGAGAAAGAUAUUGCUGAAUGUCUUCAACAGCUUAUAGAGGGGGAACCCUGGAAGAUUGACUUAGACGUAAGGGAGGUUCUCCGUGCCGAACAGCGUAAAAGAAUAAGAGUCCCUCUUUCCACCAAUACAGGGUCUUCUGCUUCAGGAACAAAUAGGGAAGAUAAUAAGUCUGAGAGAGAGUUUGCUUCAGACUUGGAUGUAGAUGAGGAACCUGAAGCCACUGCAAUAAACCUAGACCCAGACCAGGUGCAAGCAGCAGAGAUGAUGUGUGCCAAUGCAGUGACGGUGAUCAGUGGAAAAGGGGGCUGUGGUAAGACCACCGUGGUCAGUGUGAUUUUUAAAGCUGCCAUGGAGCAGCAGGAAAAGAACGGAGCGGUUGAUGAGAGCAAUGAAAAGGAGGGUGAGCAGAAAGAAGAUGAAAAAAUGCCAAUAAAGGUUCUACUUACUGCUCCUACAGGCAGAGCUGCAUCACUUCUCACCAAGAAAACCUCCUUUACAGCUUAUACCAUGCAUCAGGUCUUGUGGAGUUACAUGCUUGCAAAAAAAUGUCCAAGUGGGAAUCCAUUAAACUGGAAGUUUGCCAAAGUUCGAGUGCUGGUGGUAGAUGAGGGAAGUCUUGUGUGUGUGCAGACCCUUUCUUCCAUCCUGUCAAUACUCAUCAACCAUGCACAGCUACAAAAGUUCAUCAUUCUGGGAGAUAUAAGGCAACUGCCCAGCAUUGAACCAGGAAAUGUCCUCAAUGACCUUUUUAACAGUCUAAAGAAAGUAAACUGGGCCAUUGAAAUGCGCACCAAUCACCGUGCUGAAUCAGAGCUUAUUGUCCAAAACGCUGGAUUGAUUGCAGAUAUGGGUGUUAAAAAAAAGUUUUAUCCUAUAAACUAUGAUGCCACUGUGGAUCUGGGCGAAAAAUUCACAUCAAACUUGCCAUCAAAUGACAAGAGUUUUAUUGAGAUUCUUCUUCCAAAAAAUGAAAAGGAUGAUGAUCUCCAGAAUUCUAUAAAAUCCUUGCUGAAUGGCAAAGCACCAGGACUGAUGGAUGAUGCGUCGUCACAAUUUAUUGCGUACAAAAGGACAGAAUGUGCUCUGAUUAAUGAGCUUUGCUGCAAGCAUUAUUCUGGCCAUACCACCAAGAAUUGUAAAAACAAAAUGGAUUUUCAGAUUAACGAUAAAGUGUGUUGCACAAGGAACGGCUAUGUGACCGAUAAAGACAAAAAAGAAGAAGCAGCCAAAGACAAAAAGGAUGAGGCGGAUGGAAUUAAAAUUCCAAAAGAGCGUUUGUGCAAUGGGGAGAUUUUUUUUAUUACACAGGAUCUGACCAUAAAGGAAGACACUUCAAAGAAGUCCAUUAAAUCAAGGUACCUGACUCUUGAUAACAAGCAAGGCAAAAAGCUGACUGUUGACUACAGCGAGUUAAUGAAAGAGUGUAAACUCCGGCAUGCUUGGGCACGAACUAUUCACACCUUUCAGGGCUCAGAGGUAAAGACUAUCGUCUUUGUUCUUGACAAUGGCAUCUCUCAAACUUGGAAACACGUUUAUACUGCAGUCACGAGGGGUCAGAGCCGUGUGUAUGUCAUAACAAAAAUGAAUGGGCUCGAGAACGCUAUCCGAGGACACGUCAUCAAACGCAACACACGACUAGAAGCUCUUGUUUUGGACUUGCUCUAUGAUUUAGGUAUCGCAAAGAAAGAUUUUCUCAGUCAGCUAAGUCAGUCUCAAUUCAACACGCCAAAGCUAGGUUCUGGAAUGCAGAAUUUUCUAUCAACACCAUUUUCCAGCCCUGGUCCAUCCCAAGCUUUCAAAAGAGUGAAUAAUUGUGAGAACUUGAGCUUGCAAAACCUGAAUAACCCUGCUAGUGGGUUUGGUGACCUCAGUUCAGCGAGUUCAAGUCCCGGUAAAAGAGAGAGAAUCGCAGACAACUGCACCACACCAUUCAAACAAAUGAAGGUGAACACACCAGUGAGCUGCUCCAAGCUACAGAACUUGUCUCUUCAAAGCAUCACUCCCAGAAAGCUUUUCACAAAACCACCUCAGUCACACCAGGACCAGUGAUUGCAAGAGCAGGGAACAGCAGGAAGAGUCUGCCAAAGACCUUAAUUAUUAUCAUUUUUUUACAUACCAAAGGUCAGAGUGAGACUUUGUGUACGUUUGUAGAAUUGAAGGUGAUUCACCUUUAAACUACAUAUAGAUCCACCAAAGUACAGAAGACCACUCUGUAUUUUUGUGUUCAGUGUGUGUUCCAUAGAAGUGUCACAGUCAUAAUCAUGAUUUCAUCAGAUCGAUGCAUUUUUCACAAUCGCAUUUCUGAGGUGGUGUGUUUAUUUUAAUUCAGUUUUCACAUUAUGCAUGAUGUAGUAAUUAUAGCAUAUAGUUUUUUAUUUUUUCGUUAGAGUUUGGAUACAAAUACUUGCUUCCGCAUUAUAUUAAGAGAACAAAUCAGGGAAGAAUUUAUGAUAUAUGAACACAACUUAUAAUCAUGAAACUUUAUCAUAGCUAAUGUUUCAACAGAAUGUGGUUAAACCAUUUGAUUAUAUUGCUUCUAAUCUUUGCACGUGUACCGCAUUGCUAAUAUACAUUAAAAUACAAAUCAGGUCAUUAUGUCUGUAAUACACACAAAAAGUUUGUUGAAUUUGCUGAUAAUAUAUUUUAAAUAAGGCUUUAUAUUAUUAUUUUAAUGUGUAAAAUAAGCAACACAAACUUUUUAUUAAUGAAAUGUCCAUUGUUCUUUGUAACAAGGUUCAUUCUGGCCAUUUUUAAGGAUUCCUUAGUAAUGAAUGUUUAAAAAGAUAACGAAUUAAUAAGAAAAGAUUUUUUGUAAUAAUUGCUGGUGGUCUCACACUUGCUUUAAAUUCCACUGGCAUUAAAAAAGUUAUUAAUUAAUUUAUUAAUUAAGGAUGUAUUAAGUACUUUAUAAAGGGCACUUUAAGGCAAAUCUACCCAAACAAUAUACAAUUAACAAUAGUAAAUGAUGCAUAUUAUCUUAUACUGUUCCACCUUUAUACUGGGGUUAAUCAUGUUUCUGAUUCCCCCGAUUUAAAGCAUUAAAUGUCAGUGUAUAGCAAAAAAAUUAUUAAUCGCAUUGCGCUUCCAAUCCUUUUAGAUGGAAGUGCAAUGUAUAUAUUAUCAGCCCAAUUUUAUGCCUAUGUUUUAAUUUCUUUUUUCUACCUUUUCUUUUUUUUUUUUUUUUUACUGGUGCUGAAAAUAAACUGGAAUCAAAUUCAAUAUCUCAGAUGAAUUCACUGUAAAACUCAGGUUGACUAAAGUGUAUUCAACUAUAUUAUAAUAAAAUGAUUGCUGGAAUGAGCAAAAAGA
Molecule: messenger RNA, 4493 nt
Organism: Silurus meridionalis
Lineage: Eukaryota; Metazoa; Chordata; Actinopteri; Siluriformes; Siluridae
Gene: helb
Product: helicase (DNA) B
Exons: 13
Coding region: 87-3233 (1048 amino acids)
Source: RefSeq, a predicted model, not a curated record